AUGGCUGGUCAACGUACCAGUGGCCUUGGGGUUCUGCUUCUUUUUGCCGCGGUGUGCACUUUGUUGGAACUUUGGUCUGCUCCGAAUGAACUUCCACGGGCCCUUGUAGUGGCGGAGGAAGCUGAAGAUGAGGGCGAUAAUUUUUUCAGCAAGGUCUUUGCAGCUGCAGCACAGGGCUGCACCGCAGCUUUUGUAGCAGCUAUUUUGUCUGCAAUGUGUGAGCCCUUGGUGAACCGACUGCUCGUGAAGCGAAUGACCGUGGGUCAGGCAUGGAACGAGAUGACCUUGUCAUUGGUGGCUGGUUUCUUCCUCACGACCUUCCCAACCAAUAUGCUCAAGUUCCCUGUCUUUGAAGUGAUCAACCGCGCGAUGGCCUUCAGUGGACUUCCUGCGAGCAUCAGUGGAACAAUCAGUGGGUUCUUUUUUUGCACCAUCAUGCUUCCUGUGACAAACUACCGCUUCCGGAAGAGCAUGGGCUGGGAGAUCAAGGCAUCCCUUCUUUACCAAGCAUACGUCCCAACCGUCGCUCGUGAUAUCAUCUACGGCUGGGCUCGUGGCCUUGUUGGUACCUUUUUCCAAGAUCUUUUCGCUCCAGAACUCUUCUCUCACAAGCUGCGGCAGCUGUGUUUGUUCUUGAUUCUCCUGACGCUGGUGGAUUGGGCCAAGACCUCAACCAGCUCGGACUUCUCAGCACAGCUGGAUCCGCCCGGUCCCAAAUCCGGGAGCUACCUCGAGUCUCUUGCCAAAAUUCAGAGCGAAAGGAAGUGGAGACACCUCUUCUACAUCAAGAACACCUCUACGCUGGAUGUCUCCAACCUCUUCCAGUCCUGGUACCCCGCAACGCAGUACCACAAACUUUGUCGAGAACUUCGAAGAUACUGUCAACAAAAGAAACGAGACAAGCUCAACCAGAUCACUCAGGAAGCUGCGCAAGCCUCAAGACGUGAUCUUCAACCACCGGACUCCGAGUUGAACUUGAUGCUCAACCACUUCUUCUCCAUCUUCACGGCAUCCAGCGUCCUGGGCUAUGUGGCGGUUUUCUUCUAUCCUUGGACCUUCAUCAGGCCUUUGACCGGAUACCACGCAGUGCCCUUCACAAAGCUCAACUGGCUCGUACAGGUACCUCCUGGCGAGCAUCCUGACCUUCGAGAACAUGCUCAAAAGGAGGCCUGCGUGGCGCUCCUGGAACAGCAGAAAUGGAAGAAAGAUGUGGAGCUACGCAACGUCUCCCGUCCUCUGAAAGGAGUUGUAUGGAACCACGUGAUCCAGAUCUUGUCAGACCGGUUCGCCAAGAUUGCACAAGCAACGUCGAGCAGCGAAUUGUGGAAGGAAGCCGCUUCAUCGACCAUGCUGACCUCAGGACAAGCAUGGCCCUACUUGAUGUGGUGUCCCAAUCGCAAGCUCAAAAUCAUUGAGCGCACUCCGACCACCCAGGACGACCAGGUGAUCCGGUUCAAGAGCCUCAAAGCCAUGAACGAGAACAUGGAUGCCUCUCAGGCUCAGCAGUAUAAGACUCGUGUGAUUUGGCCUGAAAUUGCUGAUGCUUGGCUUCAUGCUCUUUGGCUGCGGCCUGCUGGCGGCUGGGUGGCUGGGCGGCUGGUCCUCCUAAGCAUCAUCUCCUCUCCAUGCAACGAGUGGCGCGGCUUUACCCUGCAGCCGAAGGAGAAGAAGUUGCUUGGCAAAGUUGCUAGUUGGGUCAGGCUGCCUUUCAGUGAGUACUUCAAGCCAAUCAAUUACGCACGCUCCACAGGCGCAACUGAUGAACCUGAGGCUGAGUUCUGGACGUUUUUCCAACCCUUCAUGUCGAGUGUUUGCGCCUUUGGCAUCUCACGGCCCAAGGCAUUGCUUGUUAGCAUGCUUGCUGCAGAAGUUGGUCCAUUGCAAAGUAAGCGCCUGCCUUUGAGGGAGCUCUGGUGUGUGCCCAGUGGACUUCCACGAACCCUCGUAGUCGCAGAGGAGGAGGAUGGCGGUGACAACUUUUUUAGCAAGGUCAACCGACUUCUGGUGAAGCGAAUGACGGUGGGACAGGCGUGGAAUGAGAUGACUUUAUCCUUGGUGGCUGGGUUUUUCUUGACCACGUUUCCGACGAACAUGUUGAAGUUCCCGGUCUUUGAAGUCAUUAACCGAGCGAUGACAUUCACCACUUUGUCUGCAGGACUUAGCGGCCUUGUGAGUGGUUGGCUGUUUUGCACCAUUAUGUUGCCGGUCACCAACUACCGGUUCCGCAAGAGCAUGGGCUGGGAGAUCAAACCUGCACUCCUCUACCAGGCAUACAUUCCAACUGUCACCCGUGACAUCAUAUACGGCUGGGCGCGCGGCCUGGUCGGUCCUUGGCUGCUGGAGUUCUUUGCGCCGACCACCUUCUUUCGCAAGGCAAUGGUUUUCGGCCUCACGAUCUGGGCAUCAUGCAUCAUUUCUUCACCGUGCAACGAAUGGCGGGGCUUCACCUUGCAGCCCAAGGAGAAGAAGCUACCCUUCAGUGAGUACUUCAAGCCCAUCAACUAUGCUCGAUCUACAGGAAUUGGCUCCGCCAUCAUGGGCAUUGCUCUCAUGAUUGGCAUGUUAGUCACACCCUAUGCAGAAGAGUCAUUUGGGUACUUGAAGGAGCACACUGCAGUCGCCCUGGGUAUCGUUGCUGUCGUUGUGAUUGGCAUUGUUGCGCUCUCGAAGUCCGCUGCUCAAAUGGACGCAGUUGGCUUCGUUUGCAGUAUUUGCAGUUCAAUCUUGCAAGACCGGGCGCAGUUGGCAAUGCAAUCUUGA
This is a messenger RNA of Durusdinium trenchii, 2760 nucleotides long. The record is from the annotation of a GenBank genome assembly. NCBI's taxonomy places the organism in Eukaryota, Dinophyceae, Suessiales, Symbiodiniaceae.